Messenger RNA from Penicillium mononematosum, 957 nucleotides. RefSeq names its product NmrA-like family protein. NCBI's taxonomy places the organism in Eukaryota, Fungi, Ascomycota, Eurotiomycetes, Eurotiales, Aspergillaceae. The transcript has a single exon. Bases 1 to 957 code for a protein of 318 amino acids. The record is from RefSeq and is a predicted model, not a curated record.
AUGUCUCCUGCCAUUCUCAUCGUCGGUGCCACAGGCAACACUGGCCAAUCUGUUGUUGAAACCCUGCCGAAGCUGCUCCAAUCAAGCAAUGCUUUGUCUGGGCACCGUGUCAUUGCUCUUACUCGUUCCAUGAAGAGCCCAGUGGCACAAAAGCUUGCCAAACUCCCUGGAGUCGAAGUGAUAGAGCAGAACUGGGUUGAAAUCACCUCUGACUGGCUCCGCGAACAUCAAGUAACCAGAGCAUUCAUCGCAUCACACAAUGAACCACAUCACUUCGCCGAAGAGUCUACAUUCCACCUUGCUGCUUUGAACGCCGGUGUCGAAUACGUCGUGCGAAUCUCGACCACUGCUGCAAACGUCCGCCCGGAUUGUCCCGCUUACUAUCCACGUGCGCACUGGGCGAUCGAGUCUCUACUCAGUUCGCCCGAAUUCGCCAACCUGCAGUGGACUUCACUCCAGCCCAACAUCUUUUCGGCAUUCUACUUUUCAAGCGCCGCGGAAUUGAUCAAACAGUACCGAAAAACUGGAGAGCAGGAGACCCUCAAAUUGUUGGCGUCGGAGGAUGCACCCGUCGGAGUGAUCGACCCUUACGAGGUUGGAGUCUUUGCGGCUCGUCUCUUGUCCCAAGAGGAUGUUUCUGUGCACAACAAGGCCAAAUAUGUUCUUAAUGGACCAGAAGACGUUACUGGGAGACAGAUAGUGGAAAUGGUCGAGCAGUACAUUGGUACGAAGGUCGAACAUGUCAGCUAUCAAGACUUGUCAUUCCUUGACCAGCUUUAUGAGCACAAGCUUGCUACAAGUGGCCAAUUAAAGAACCUGGUGUCUUCUUUCAGACAAGCUUUGGAGACAACGCGGGAAGGAAAAUGCUCAGCUUCGACCACGAGCAAGGAGGUAUUGGAGCUUGCUGCGCCUAAGAUUACACCUGCUGAGAUGUUGAAGGGCCUUCUGGAGGAGUAA